Molecule: messenger RNA, 1004 nt
Organism: Malaya genurostris
Lineage: Eukaryota; Metazoa; Arthropoda; Insecta; Diptera; Culicidae
Product: sodium/potassium-transporting ATPase subunit beta-1-like
Exons: 5
Coding region: 1-975 (324 amino acids)
Biological process (GO): intracellular potassium ion homeostasis; potassium ion import across plasma membrane; sodium ion export across plasma membrane
Cellular component (GO): sodium:potassium-exchanging ATPase complex
Molecular function (GO): ATPase activator activity
Source: RefSeq, a predicted model, not a curated record
AUGGUUGGACGACAUUCAAAGGAGAAACAAGUUGGAAAACUUUCCGAGUACACGUUCGUGUUUCCUCAAAAACCGGAACCGAAAACUUGGAAACAGAUUGUUUGGGACGGAAGAGAUUCCAAAUUCUUCGGAAGAACUAAGCAGAGUUGGUGGUACCUUUUCCUCUUCUAUGGAAUCUACUUCAUUGUACUGUUCAGUCUAUUUUGGGCAUGUAUGGAGUGCCUUUUUCUCACAUUGAGCGACCGAUACCCAAAGUAUCAAUGUGAAGACUCCCUAAUAGGGGUAAACCCCGGACUCGGAUAUCGCCCAAUGCCGGAUAACGUAAAGGCGGCUGCAAUGGUUCACUUCAAGCAGCACAACGAAACCGAAAUGGAUUACUGGACCUCCCGACUGGAUAGCUUCCUGGAACCAUACCAGCAUAGCUUGAAUUCACAUUCGGACGAAGGAAGCAACAUGAUGCAGUGUAAGUUUGGCGAACAAGUACCUGAAGGAAAGGCUUGUAUCUUUGACAUUGACAAACUCGGUCCGUGCUCACCGUUAAAUAGAUAUGGUUAUAACGACUCACAGCCCUGUAUAGUUUUGAAAUUGAAUCGGAUAUACGGCUGGGUUCCUGAUUACUACGAUAACGUGGAUGAGCUACCGGAAAAUAUGCCGCAAGACUUGGUUGAAUACAUCAAAAGUGUUCCGAAGGUAGAACGCCGGCAGGUUUGGAUUUCCUGCAAUGGAAUUUAUCCGGCCGAUAAUGAAGCAACUGGACCAUUUGGUUACUACCCCAGCCGAGGGAUUGCAUCCUACUUCUAUCCUUACACAAACGUCAAAGGGUAUCUGAGCCCGCUGGUGGGAAUUCAAUUUGUCAACCCAAAACGAAAACGAAAUAUUUUCGUGGAAUGUCGCGCAUGGGCCAAGAACAUCGCCUACAAAGGAGGCUCUCGACUUCGCAUGGGAUCGGUGAUGUUUUCGAUGAUGCUCGACUGAUACCGAUACUUUUAACAACGAUUCUUUAC